Scleropages formosus (Asian bonytongue) is the source of this 2500-nucleotide messenger RNA. Its product is annotated as endonuclease/exonuclease/phosphatase family domain-containing protein 1-like. Bases 454 to 2223 code for a protein of 589 amino acids. Lineage: Eukaryota; Metazoa; Chordata; Actinopteri; Osteoglossiformes; Osteoglossidae. Gene Ontology annotation, cellular component: plasma membrane. The transcript has 7 exons. Gene Ontology annotation, biological process: DNA repair. Gene Ontology annotation, molecular function: DNA binding. The record is from RefSeq and is a predicted model, not a curated record.
UGUGCGCUACUGAGUACACAUCACAUCACAUCUCCGCGGAACGGCGCGCGGCUCGAGCGCAGAGUGAAACGACUCGGCACCGCGGACGGUGUGACGACUGCAAAUACCGACAAGCGCUGGACGUGAAGCUGCAGACGCGUCGCGAGUUGAGGAGACGCGCUCUGGCGUUCGCGCACCGCUAGACCAGGCGGGAGGGACUGCGUUUAACUUUAAGCCCAGAGGAGCGUUAUGAACCCGCUCAUUCGCCUCAUUGCUGCACUACUACUAGUACUACUGGUAUCGCUGAGAUCUCGCGCGGAGCCCCGUCCCGUGUCACGAGUCACUGUCAGUCAUGUAGCUCGUGGGAUCGGCGUUUGACGAGGCGAGACGAGGCGAGGCGAGGCGAGUCAAGUUGCGAAGCGCGCUGGAGAGAGAGGCUCCCGGUCCCGCCCGCGGCUGCAGGAGCAGGUCACCAUGGGGGGCAACCUGGGCUGCCACCGGCGCAUUCCCAGAGAUGCGGCGGCGACGCGAAAGUUGAGCGCGGCCUGCAGCUUCGGCCACGUCACGGUGAAGCAGCAGAGGGUGAACAUCAACUCGGCCACCGAGGAGGAGCUCAUGACCCUGCCGGGGGUGAACCGCGCCGUGGCGCGCAGCAUCGUGCAGUACCGCGAGCGCAUCGGCGGCUUCCGCAAGGUGGAGGACCUGGCGCUGGUGAGCGGGGUGGGCGCCGCCAAGCUCGCGCUCGUCAGGAUGGAGAUCUGCGUGAGCUGCAGCAGCAGGAGGAGCGGCGGCGGCUCGUGCCGGCGCGCUGCUCCCGCGGCCGCCCGGGGCGACGGAGUGAACGUCAACACGGCCACGGCGGCGCAGCUGCUCAGCAUCCGCGGCGUCACCGAGAAGAUGGCCGAGAACAUCGUGCAGUACCGCCGCGAGCACGGGCCCUUCCGCAGCGUGGAGGACCUCGUGCGCGUCAAGCGCGUCAACUCCUCGUUGCUGGAGAAGAUCCGCUUGCAGGUGUUCGUGGAGCGCCCCGAGGACACCCCCUCCGACCCCUCCGGCCUCUCCACCUCCACCUUCUCCUCCACCCCCGCCGACGCGCUCACGUGCACGAGCCGCCGGUCCCGGGCCAGCCCCACGUCUGUGAGCCUGCGAAGCGACGAGGAGGUGCUGGUGGUGGUGGACCUCCCAGCCGGGGGACCCACGGAGCUGACGUGGAGCCGUCCGGCGCGCGUGCAGCCCUUCCGCGGGCUGCGCGAGGGCAGAGCGGUGCUGCGCGUGGCCACGUGGAGCCUGCAGCGCUGCUCGAGCGAGAAGGCGAAGAACCCGGGGGUCAGAGAGGUGGUGUGCAUGAGCGUCCUGGAGAACGGCAUCAAGCUUCUAGCCGUUCAGGACCUGGCAGACAGAGAGGCGCUGGAAAAGUUCUGCGCAGAGCUCAACCAGGGCACCCUGCCCAGUGUCCGGGCGUGGAAAGGCCCUCGAGGGGCGUGGAGGUGUGCGGUCUCCGAAAAGCCUGCGAGGCACUGCCACAAGACCUCAGAGUUUUGCGGCUUCCUAUGGGACAGCAGCUCUGGGAUUGAGCUGAAGGACGCAACCCUCAUGGAGAAUGUAUUUGUCAAUGGCAACGGGGGUCACGCCUAUCCCCGGCCAUACCUCGCUCAUUUCAGUGUCGGGUUGUCCAAGCUGACCGUUGUGAAUGUUCGGUUGAAAGUUCCGAUCUCAGGUGGAGAAACAAACGGGAAGAUGCACUUAGAAAAUCACAAGACUCUGCGAUUUACUGACAGUAUGCAGGAAAUAUUGAAAGUGGUCAAACGAAGACCCCACGACCCGGUGGUGGUAAGAGUGUGUUCUUCUACAGGGGAGAAGGAGCUCCUGGUGCUGGGGGACUUUGGACUUCCCCCAGACAGCAAACAGCUGGACCUCCUGAAGAAGGAGAAGUUCAGCCCACUGAUACCAUCGUCCGUCUUCACCAACAUCAGCACCAAGGCCCCUCAGGGCUCCCAUUGCAUGGACAACAUGUGGCUCAGCCGCUCGCUCAAGAAGGUCUACACAGGCCACUAUCAGGUGCUGAGGGAGGGAUUGACGAGCCCCUGGAUCCCAGAUAACUGGUCGUGGGGCGGAGUGGCGUCGGACCACUGCCCCGUCCUCGCCGACUUCUACACCCAUGUGCUCCAGAAGGACGCGACGCAGAAUGGGUGCGGGGUGCCGGCGGUGGAGCGGGACGAAGGCAUGUUCAAACGCGAGCGCUGACGUCCACGCGCGCCCCGGAAAGCCUCCCUCGCUGACAGCAAAUGACAUUACAGGGGAUCCUCUUUUAUAUCCAGGCUCUUCUUGGGCAGAGAGAACUUUUACCGACUAAUGUGAACAGCACCAGGAUUGCCUUUUUAUUUCCGUCUUCCAUGUACAGUACAGAUGCUUUUAUUAUAAUAACUAACAGGCUUAUAUGAUUUAUAUUAAUGUGCCAAAACUUUGAAAGUUGUGUAAAAUAAAGUGAUAUUAAGGAAACAGGGUUUUUUUUUUUUUUCCC